This is a messenger RNA of Purpureocillium takamizusanense, 282 nucleotides long. RefSeq names its product Dihydroxy-acid dehydratase. The coding region runs from base 1 to 282 and encodes 93 amino acids. Lineage: Eukaryota; Fungi; Ascomycota; Sordariomycetes; Hypocreales; Ophiocordycipitaceae. The record is from RefSeq and is a predicted model, not a curated record. The transcript is spliced from 2 exons.
AUGGCGGCAGCACCACCACCACCACCACCGACAAACGACGGCCCUGGCCAGAGCCCCGUCCCCGGCGAUGACCCCAAGGCGUCGCCCGACUACGUGCAGUUCAAGUGCCUCCCGCCGGGGGGUCCGCUGAACCGCUGGUCCACGACGCUGACGCGCGAGCACGACUUUCCCGGCGCUCAGGCCAUGCUGUAUGGCGCCGGCGUGCCCAACAAGGACAUGAUGAAGAAUGCGCCGCAGGUGGGCAUCGCGACGGUCUGGUGGGAGGGGAACCCGUGCAAGUGA